GAAAAACCGACCUUGCAGGAAACUUUCAAACUGUCCUUUCUGCGAAAAGGCUGGCAUGGCGAGUUCCGGAUGAUGGGCCAUCCUGGAUGCGCCUGGGCAAAGUGGCCAGGCUGCCAGUCCUUUUGUCUUGCUGCAGGUCAAGGAUGGGCAUCGGCAGUGUUCCAAAAUUGAGAGACCCCGAAAGAGCAACCCAGACCAGGGACUUUGGCCGGUCACCCAGGAGCUGCCCAAAGCCAGGCAGUUUCUGGGCCAACCUGCCCCUCACCGCCUGGGCAGCAGCAUCCCUGCUCUGGUCGCCAUAGCAACGGCCAGGAGGAGGCAGGAUGUUGGGUGGAUCCUGCUCACAUCCGCAGAGGCAAGAGGAGGAAGAGGAGGAGACGGAGCCAAGAAGAUGAAGCAGACCUUAGCAGAUGACACGGAGGACGUGUCCCUCGACUUUGGGAAUGAAGAGGAGCUGGCCUUAAGAAAGGCCAGAGUCAGGUACCCACUGGCCACCUUUUUCCACCUCUUCUUCCGCGUGAGUGCCAUCGUGACCUACCUCUUCUGCGACUGGUUCAGCAAAAGCUUCAUCGCCUGCUUCCUCCUCAUCCUCCUCCUCCUCUCCUUUGACUUCUGGUCUGUGAAGAAUGUCACCGGACGGCUACUGGUCGGUUUGCGAUGGUGGAAUCAGAUCGAUGAGGAUGGGAGGAGCCACUGGGUGUUUGAAGCAAGGAAGGGCCCCUCUACUGUGGCUCCCCCCACUGAGGUGGAAGCCCGGAUCUUCUGGCUCGGGCUGAUCAUCUGUCCAGUCAUCUGGAUCUUGUUCUUCUUCAGCACCUUGUUCUCUCUGAAGCUGAAAUGGCUGGCACUGGUGAUAACUGGCAUUUGUCUCCAGACGGCUAACCUUUACGGCUACAUCCACUGUAAACUCGGGGGAGCUCCCCAAAACUUCCGCAAAGUCACCCCACACUUCCCGGCCCAGGAGAUCUUCCAGAAGGAACGAUCAGAGGAUUUUCAAAAAAGCGUCCUGAAGCAUCUGGGGACCCAAAGCCAUUAAAAUGAGGAUGCCUGGGAAGUUCCCGGGGGACGGUUUCUGCGCUAAACACCACGACAGGCUGCAUUUCGCUUCAGAAGGGCCAACUCAGCACAUUCAGCAGCCGCUUCCUCUUGGCGUCACAUCCCACGUGUCGCUUUCUAGCAUAGCAGCCCUUUUCUAGGAAGCUGUUCCGGCCUUUUCCUCUGCUGGAGCAGGUGGCCGGCUGAUGUCGACCUCUAACCUAUGAUCCCAUCCCUAAGAGGAAUGCUGGCUUCUCCCCUUGUGAUGCAGGCCUGGAAACCUCUUUCUCUCCCUACUCCUUUGGGGGCGUUCCCUCGGAGCCCUUAGCGGCUACCUUGCAAUUUGGCAGGAGGCCUCCAGCAAGCCUGGCAUAAAAAUUCAGCCCAGCUCCGAUUCUGUUACGCAUCAUUUCAGCAUUUGUGGGCGGCUUCCUAGGGCCCUGCAGCAGGGACUGGGUGUGCAGGUCAACAUUUCUUUCUGCCCCCGUUCACCUGUGGAGGAUGCUGGGGGCGCUAACCAGUCACCCUUCCUGCCAGUCUCUCCCUGGGGAGCAGCAAGGAGGGCCUCUGCCCACAGUCUUUGCCUUCUCCCUGCUUUCUGCAAGAACAUUUGAUCUGAGAAGCAGAUGAGGAAAUGAAACAGCAACCCUCUGCUUAGAACUAGACAGACACAAACAGACAAUGAGUUAUUUUUAUUUGCAUU
Molecule: messenger RNA, 1738 nt
Organism: Ahaetulla prasina
Lineage: Eukaryota; Metazoa; Chordata; Lepidosauria; Squamata; Colubridae
Gene: TVP23A
Product: trans-golgi network vesicle protein 23 homolog A
Exons: 8
Coding region: 392-1036 (214 amino acids)
Biological process (GO): vesicle-mediated transport; protein secretion
Cellular component (GO): Golgi membrane
Source: RefSeq, a predicted model, not a curated record